UAGUUUCAAAAGAAGAGGUUAUUUAGUUCAGUCACCACAACACCAGUCGAGUUAUGGCAGAGAAAUCUGAACAGACUGAUGCUCCUUCUCCAUAUAAAGACCUAACCUUACCGGUCAUGUUUCCCGAACUGCAUAGAGAAGAUGAGGGUGGUGCUACUACCUUCUCAUCGUCGACAUGCAACCCCAACCUGUGGAAUAUGUUGCAUGCAGCCGAGACCAGAUGGAGCGAGCAGUCUCAACCGUCCAACGGAAACGGGGCCGAGGUGUCCGUUGGGGCGGGAGAGACAGUGAUCGAAGCGCUAAAUAUGGAGAGGCAAAUCCAGUUUGCUGAUCAGAAGCAGGAGUUUAACAAACGUCUCACUAAGACCGGGCGUCGUUCCCUGUCCCGCUCCCUCUCCCAUUCCUCCACAGACAGCUACAGCUCAGCUGCGUCGUACACAGACAGUUCAGAGGAUGAGAUGUCUCCUAGAGACAGGCAGCAGAGGAGCUCUAAGGGACAUCAAGACUUCUGCAUCAAGAACAUCAAACAGGCCGACUUCGGACGCAGGGAGAUCGAGAUUGCUGAACAAGAGAUGCCAGCUCUGAUGGCCCUGAGAAAUAGAUCAGGGGGCGAAAAGCCGCUGGUUGGUGCUAAAGUAGUGGGCUGCACUCACAUCACCGCUCAGACCGCUGUCUUGAUCGAGACUUUGUCUGCGUUGGGGGCUCAGUGUCGCUGGGCAGCCUGUAACAUCUACUCCACUCAGAAUGCUGUGGCUGCAGCUCUGGCUGAGGGAGGCUUCUCUGUGUUUGCAUGGAAGGGGGAGUCGGAGGAUGACUUCUGGUGGUGUAUUGACCGCUGUGUCAGCCUGGAGACCUGGCAGCCCAAUAUGAUCCUGGAUGACGGGGGAGACCUGACCCACUGGAUCUUUAAGAAAUACCCCAACAUGUUCAAGAUGAUCAAGGGAAUCGUGGAAGAGAGUGUCACAGGGGUUCACAGGCUGUACCAGCUGUCCAAGGCAGGGAGACUGUGUGUCCCUGCUAUGAACGUCAAUGACUCCAUUACUAAGCAGAAGUUUGACAACCUCUACUGCUGCAGGGAGUCCAUACUGGAUGGAUUGAAACGCUCUACAGAUGUGAUGUUUGGGGGAAAGCAGGUGGUGGUGUGUGGCUAUGGAGAGGUUGGUAAAGGUUGCUCUGCCGCUCUGAAGGCCAUGGGCUCAGUAGUGUAUGUCACGGAGGUGGACCCCAUAUGUGCCCUGCAGGCCUGCAUGGAUGGCUUCAGACUGGUCAAGCUCAAUGAGGUCAUCAGACAGGUGGACCUGGUCAUCACCUGCACAGGCAACAAGAAUGUGGUAGCAAGAGAGUACCUGGACAGGAUGAAGAACGGCUGCAUCGUCUGUAACAUGGGACACUCCAACACUGAGAUAGACGUGGUGAGUCUGCGGACCCCAGAGUUGACCUGGGAGAAAGUGAGAUCACAGGUGGACCAUGUCAUCUGGCCCGAUGGCAAGAGAAUAAUCUUACUGGCUGAAGGUCGUCUGUUGAAUCUGAGCUGCUCCACAGUGCCCACCUUCGUCCUCUCCAUCACCGCCACCACACAGGCACUGGCUCUGAUAGAGCUUUACAACGCCCCAGAGGGACGAUAUAAACAAGACGUCUACCUUCUGCCCAAAAAGAUGGAUGAGUUUGUGGCCAGUCUCCACCUGCCAACGUUUGAUGCCCACCUCACAGAGCUGACGGAUGAGCAGGGCAAAUACCUGGGCCUCAGCAAGACCGGACCCUUUAAACCGAACUACUACAGAUACUAAUCUAUGGUAGUGAAGACCAAAGACGUACCAUACCAUCCCAAAGACAUAUGUGGCUCAGAGGGAAGGAGGACCAGGAGACCUGGCUCAGAUUUGUGUUUGUGGGGGAACUAUAGCCCAGCACUGACGGGUAACACCACAACCAUGAUGUCUGACUGACCUUUAACCCCUGUCCUCUGACCUCUGCUGAGCCAUCUGACCUCACUGGAGGGCCGUCAUUGGUCUGAGAGAAUUGAUAUGCUGAGAAGCUCUUUUUUUAAUGUACAUAAAGUAUUAUUGUGAACAGAAGCAGAAAUGAUCAUUUCCCACCAGAUUCAUAUCCCAAGGCCAGACUCAGUUGCCGGGUUUGAGUUUUCUAUUUUCCAUUAUUUUUAUCUGUUGUCUGAAGUGGCGGGGUUUGGAGGAGGUGUAUUUUAUUUAUCAGAAUCUUACAAAAAUAUCAAGUUGUAACAGAGGAACACAGAUUAUCUAAUAAAAAUAUAAAUACA
Messenger RNA from Oncorhynchus tshawytscha (Chinook salmon), 2272 nucleotides. RefSeq names its product S-adenosylhomocysteine hydrolase-like protein 1. The record is from RefSeq and is a predicted model, not a curated record. Gene Ontology annotation, cellular component: cytosol. The transcript has 17 exons. NCBI's taxonomy places the organism in Eukaryota, Metazoa, Chordata, Actinopteri, Salmoniformes, Salmonidae. Gene Ontology annotation, biological process: L-methionine cycle. Bases 54 to 1787 code for a protein of 577 amino acids.